UGUGCCUGUCAGCAGUCCGAACAGCACCAGAAGUGGCCAUCCCGUCGCUUCGCUUGCCCGUCGCCGUCGUCCUAGCGAAAGGAUAGCGUGUCUGGGACCGUAUCGCACACCGCACCGGAGCUUCAGCCCUACGAAACAGCUAAAUGGCGAAGGGGGCGAAGAAGAAAACCAAGUGGGUCUCGUUGUCGCUGGACGGUGCCAACACAACGACCUCCUCGGGCGGACCCGGGUCCGACAGCGAGCAGCAUCACCACCACGGUUCGCGUAACAAAUCCUAUCACCAUGGGAACACCAGCACACUCAAGCACGGCAGCAAAGAGUCACCGCUCAGCGGCGGUGGUGAUGGAGCGGUGAGCCUGCCGGGCAGUCUAAACACCGCCACGGCCACGGAACAGGAACAGAGUGGCCACCGGACUGAUACCAGCGGUGACUCGGCUAACGGGUCCGGCUCGGAACGACGCCAGUCGGCGCCCUAUCAUAAGCGAAGACCCCAAUCGUACUACUCGGACCGGCGCAGCUGGAACUACAGUAGCUUCAGCAACGGUGGCCGAAACCACUACGGUUACUACGGAGCAGCGAACCGCAGAUCGUACUACGACAGCCAUGGCAGAAGGGCAGCACCGCAGCACGCUGGCCGGCCCGAGGACGAUGGCACGGCCAGCAAAACGACCACCGCCAACGAAGGUGGAGGAACCAAUACGAUAAACGAUGAUGAGUACACGAGAAUCACCACUCCGCGGCAGGAUGUCCUGUUCAAGAAGGGGUACCUUUCGCGACCGAAACCGACGACGGGGACGACGACGGCCAGCACGUCGAACGAGAACACGGCGUCCAGUUCGAUCGCCGGGACGACCGGCAGCAGCAGCAGCGAGGGCAGCGAUGGUGGAAACGGUGGAGGCAGCAACAGCAUUUCCACGACCGAGUCCAUCACGUCCGACUACGGUGGGUCGUUCGCGGCCGCCGACUCCUACCCGAUCCCGUGCCUACCGUACGGGUACUUCACCGAAAACGGUGUACUUGUGAUGAACGGUUUUGCUGUCGACAACAAUGGAUACUCAUACUUCAACGGUGGCCAGACGUACAUCUAUCCUCCGAACUUCAGCAACUGCCCGCAGCAACAGCAAUCGGUGGUAGCGGAUGCCGAAGUGCCCGGUGUGAUCUACACCGACGAUGGAACGAUCGUGGCGGAACCGAUCGAUGGAUUGGCGAUAGCCUCUUGUUCAGAUGGCUCAGAAGUCCCAGGAUCAGUAAUACCCAGGGAGGACGCGACUCCCGCAAUGAAUUCAGUGGAGGCUCCCGAUUCGGAGACGGCAGUUCCGGAUGGGUUCAUGGUGCCAGUUUGUACCGAUCCGGUCGCUCCUGCAGACGGCGGUACACUAACGGGGACACCGGGCGACGAAGCGUUGGAACUGGAGGAAGGAUGCUAUCAGUUCGGUGAUACGACCUACGAUAUGGCACAGUUCUGUAGCUCGCUCUACUACCAGCCACCGUGGUUCAUGGGCCACUACGGAAUGUACGACGAUGGAACGCCAACGGCCGCCCCGGAAUACCUGCUGCCCAACGGAGAGGUUUACACGCAUCAAACGGGGUUCAGGAAGCGCAAGAAACGUUUCCGUAACAUCGACGAGGUAAGAACAUCCGGCUGGGAUCCUGGACGAAAGCGGUACCUGCAUCGGUACCGGCGAUGUGCCGGCACCGCCCUUGGUGAGUUUGAAUCUAAAUUUGAACCUGAAAUAGAAACUAACCUCAGCAACCUUGGCACUUCCUUCCCACAGUACGGCAACGCCACGUUUGAAUGUAACUUAGUUCCUACCGAGCAGCCGUAUCAGCUGAACGCCGACGUACAAGAGUUUCUUCCGACCGUUCCAAUGCCAGCUCCCGAUCCGAUCCCGACCCCGGUCACGCCGGUCGAGGCGGAACAAACCCUACCGCGAUCAGCUCGAAAGGACACUGCUCAAAAGUCAUCCAAAAACGCUUCCACCGUGGCCAAGCAAAGCAAGACGGCCGCCAAGAGUCACGCUAUUCUGAGUGAAACCAAUUCGGCAACCGUUUCGGCCGUCUCCGUUCGUGCGGAAAAUCGAGCAUCAGCCGCCGCACAAAAGAACCGCAAAAAGGAUCUGAUCGAAUCAACGCGAGCGUUCGCCGAACAGAACAUCGAUCUCACGCGCCCAAAACUGGCGACUGGCAGUGGGGGAGGGGCGACAAAUGAUAGUGAAACUUUCUGGACCACCGUCCGGAAGGGUGGCAAAAAACGAGUGGAGCAGAGUUCACCGGAACCGCGCGUAACGGACGUGAACCAUCGCAAAAGUCCUGCGCUUGAGCAGAGCGUCACGAAGCAAUCGUCGCCGGUUGCGACGGUUGCGUUGGUUCCGGUUGACGUCCCUCCGGUGGCAGCACCGCCACCACCACCGGUGGCUACCGAGUCGGUAGCCAGAACCGCGAAGAGUAAGAAAAAGACACAGAAGCACAAAAGACAGCACCGGAAACCGGGUGGCACCAGCGGUUACCAUCGGCAGCCGCUCGAAGGAUUCCAGUUGAUCGAACCGGAAUUUCCUUCCGCGACCGCGCCGAUGCACCGUGCGCGAGGUUGUAUCGAGAGUGAGCCAACGGACCACCGUGAUGAGGCGGAAGAUGAUGACGAACGCCACGAUGAUGAUCUGAUGACGGCGGGCGAGAACGAUGAUCCCGAAGUAAGCACCAAAUGGCCGGUGGUGGAAGUGGUGGCCGGCGACGAACUGAUAUGUGAUAUGACCGUGCAGGAGGAUGUUCCCCACGAACCGGAACCUGAGCCACUAGAACCGAUCGUGCACGAAAGACACCGUGAGUGCAGCGAGGCUCCGGUGGCCGCGAGCACCCUUCAUGAGACUGAGACUGAGCAGGAGCGUUCGACGGAACUCCUGGACAAUAUUGCAAUACCGGUGGUGGACGACGGGAAAGAUGGUCCAAGCACAGAAUCAACGGCUAAGGCCAUUGCAGGGGUGAUGCUUGAGCAACGGGAACAGGAACAGGAGGUCCUGCAGGAAAACAUCAACACGCCAACCGGCGACGGAGCGGUCGCGGAACCUUUGCUAACCAUUGCUGCCAAACAACCACGGUCACCAGCCACGAGCGACAAGGACGAGGACGACGAAGAGGAUGAUCGUGUGGAACGUCGGGAUCUGGCCGCGGGGAAACGGGACAGUGUGUCCGGUGGCUACACGGAAAGCAUCGACUCCGGUCUCCAGAGUCCGGCACCGUGCGGAUUGGCUUCACCGGAAGCAUCGUCCUUGGUGAGCUCGCUCGAAAGCGAACCACCAGGAACCACGGGGAGCCAGGAGCCACUGCGCACAGUGGAACCGCAGCAACCGUUGAGCCAGCUCGUUGGCCGAUGGCUCUCCCGUAAACUGGAGGUACACGAUCCGGACGAGGUGUUUGUGUUGCCGCACAGUAAUCCACUGUUGAUGGAGCGCCUGCAACGGUUCCAGCAGCUCCAGUGUGGCCGUAACCGUCUCACUUCCGAUGCGUACGAAUCGGAGGGGGUGGACGAUGAAGCGGACGAUGACGACGACGACGGAGAUCGGUCGCCGGAUACCGAUAGCGACUACAUGAGUGACGGCCAGGGACGGCUCGAUGCUGGGGAUGGAAGCACCGGCACCAGCAAUCCGAACUCUCCGACCAAUUUGCCGGUCUUCGCUGGCACCGAGCACGAGGAUAACGGUGGUCACAAACUCAAUCUCCACCUGAACUUGACCACUUCCGGUGUACUUAAUGGGGGCGCUGAUCGAACGAUCGAACCGGAAUGCCGAAAGGAAUCGAAGCGCUGCCUAAUCAUGUAGGCUCGCGGUACUGAGAAAUGCUUAAAUCCACACACCAUUGCCUUUUUCCACGCACACAACCACAUAUACGUACACACAUGAAAUUCCCGUCGCAUCGUAACGUUCUGAACCGCGUAGCGCGUGUUGGUGCAGCUUUUUGCUCUGCUUCACCGACCCACCGGAAACCGGAUCCGGACGGAAGGACCCAGGAUCGCUCCAUACGGAAGGUCCGUUCAAUGUUCAUCAUCAUCGUUAAUGUUAGUAGAACGCGCGGUCAGCUUCCCCGGCUUCGUCCCCGCUACGGUCCGUGAACCUCCGAGCAACACCACCGGUGGCCCGCCGCUGCCCAGCCGCGGACAGCCCUUCCCUUCCCUCAAGUAGCAGUAAGGGCGCCUCGCCUUUCGCUCCGCCGUGCUCCGGGAUGCACGCCGCCCGCAAGGUCGUUUGUAAAUGUUUCUUUUAUAAAGCGAUCGGACGAAACUGAGCGAAAAAAAAAUGUUUGAUAUAACCUCUAGUGCGUUACGUGGCCGUGGCCACGCGUUGAAGCCCGUGUUCCCGUUUGUCGGUUUUGUUUCCCGAUUUUUUUUUUGUUUUACUAUACUCGCAUUAGUGGAAAGUUUUAAAAUAAGAACCUGUCGACGACGACGAAGCCGCCGUCGCCGGAAGUGCACACCCCCACACAGCCUGUUGAAUCGAUGCAUAUUAAAGUGUAGAAUGAUAAUUUAAUUAUUGAACUCGCAAGGGGAAGGAAGAAAGCAGAGCGUGCAGAGCAAGAUAGAGAGAGAGAGAGAGACCUGGGAUUGAAAUUGACUACUAGAGCGUACAAUAAUAAAAUUAAUUAAACGAAGAGUUGCGGCACUGUUUGAGACAGUAGUGCGAACAGCGAGAAGAUGAGACAAAAAAGGAUGAAUUAAAUAAACGGAAAAUCCCCACCAACAGCAGCUCAAAAACUGUUGGGGCUCA
Molecule: messenger RNA, 4757 nt
Organism: Anopheles bellator
Lineage: Eukaryota; Metazoa; Arthropoda; Insecta; Diptera; Culicidae
Exons: 6
Coding region: 144-3815 (1223 amino acids)
Source: RefSeq, a predicted model, not a curated record